UCGAUUUCUUUUCCGUGCCGGUAUAUAAGCUCCUUUCAAGUUAGUGAGAAGGCACAGUUUCUUCUCAACCAUCAACGUAUCAACAUGAAGGUUUUCAUUUUCGCUGCAUUGAUCGUCGUCGUAGCCUCCCAGGGUUACCCCAAGCCACAGUACCCUGCUCCAGCAUAUCCUACCCCAAACUACAAAGUUCCAGCCUAUCCCGCACCCGCCUAUCCUUCUCCUGCUUACGCCAAAACUCCGGAAUAUGCCCCCAUGCCAUACAACUUCAACUGGGCCGUUAAGGACGAUCCCUCCUACAACGAUUACGCACACCAAGAGACCGCUGAUGACAAGGGAUACGUUACCGGAUCUUACCGCACUCUUCUUCCUGAUGGUCGCACUCAGAUCGUCAACUACAAAGCUGAUGACUACACCGGUUACGUUGCUGAUGUCAAAUACGACGGAGAGGCCAAGGAAUACAAGCCAGCUUACAGACCCGCUGGUUACCCAAGCCCUGCGUAUCCAUCUUACCCAAGCCCUGCAUAUUCUGCUUCCAAAUACCCAAGCCCUGCAUAUCCUAGCCCAGCCUAUCCAUCACCGAAAUACCCAACCAAAUAUUAGACGUGAUAGAUCAAGAACAAGUCAACUAUAAACUAAAAUAGUAUGAACUAAAAUGCGUUAUGUCUUGAUGAGAAAGUAAACAAAUGAAUCGAAAAAUAAGUCGCAA
This is a messenger RNA of Daphnia carinata, 706 nucleotides long. RefSeq names its product cuticle protein 8-like. The record is from RefSeq and is a predicted model, not a curated record. Gene Ontology annotation, cellular component: extracellular matrix. The coding region runs from base 85 to 600 and encodes 171 amino acids. The transcript is spliced from 3 exons. NCBI's taxonomy places the organism in Eukaryota, Metazoa, Arthropoda, Branchiopoda, Diplostraca, Daphniidae.